Messenger RNA from Paramacrobiotus metropolitanus, 1675 nucleotides. Its product is annotated as RNA 3'-terminal phosphate cyclase-like protein. The coding region runs from base 379 to 1479 and encodes 366 amino acids. NCBI's taxonomy places the organism in Eukaryota, Metazoa, Tardigrada, Eutardigrada, Parachela, Macrobiotidae. The transcript has 9 exons. The record is from RefSeq and is a predicted model, not a curated record. Gene Ontology annotation, cellular component: nucleolus. Gene Ontology annotation, biological process: endonucleolytic cleavage of tricistronic rRNA transcript (SSU-rRNA, 5.8S rRNA, LSU-rRNA); ribosome biogenesis. Gene Ontology annotation, molecular function: RNA endonuclease activity.
UUAAUACAAAAACAAAAAUCAAUGGAAAACAAAAGAUUUAUUACUGUAGUGAAAGAACGAAUAUCAGCUCAUAUACUUUGCCCCAAAUUGAGAAUACUAGGCUCGGCCCGGUGGGGUAUUGCGAAAUAUGCCGUUCGCACUUUCGUUUAAAACCGUGAUCGAAAGCUUCCGGUACAGGAAAAGAUUCUUGAAACUGAUGGUUUGAUUAUCGCAGGACAGCCGUGAACUGUGAGGUUUGUUUUUUUAACCGCUUACAUAAACAAGUCAAACGCGAAUACUGAAAAUCUACGAACUUUUUGUGCGAGUAACGAAUUAAGUAUUUACUGCACUGCACUCUCUUUACCCACUCCCACUGCAACCUGCGACUGGAGCUGUGUUAUGGAUCAGUUUUAUGGAAGCGAAUAUUUUCGGCAGCGUCUGAUCUUGGCGACAUUAAGCGGAAAGUCGAUACAGAUUUCGAAAAUUCGAUUAAAAGAGGAGCAUCCUGGUCUGGUUGAUUACGAGGUGAGCUUCCUGCAACUUCUGGAGGCUUUAACGAACGGAACAUCCAUCGCGAUUGACGAAACCGGAACCCAAGUUACCUACCGUCCGGGGCUUCUCACUGGUGGCGAUGUUGUUCUGGACUGUCCACCAAGCCGAUCUGUGUCAUACUACCUCGAAGCAAUCCUUUUCCUGGCGGCUUUUGUUAAAAAGCCUUUGAAUGUGGUUUUGCGGGGUAUUACCAAUGAUGAUGUAGAUCCGUCGGUUGACUCAAUCAAACACGCUUCUCUGCCGGUCCUCCAAAAAUUCUUGGGAACUGACGAAGGGCUGGAAUUGAAGAUUUCUAAGCGUGGUUUGAGCCCAAACGGUGGAGGUGAAGUGCAUUUUUCUUGCCCUUGUCGACUGAAACUCCGUCCCUUCCAACAGAAAGAUGCGGGCAUUAUCAAAAGUAUUCGUGGAGUUGCGUAUGCUUGUAAAGUGUCGCCAACAAUGGGUAAUCGAGUGGGAGAAGCAGCGAAAUCUAAACUGAAAGAAUUCGUUGCUGAUAUUUAUGUGUACACGGAUCAUUGUAAAGGGCCAAAAAGCGGAUUAUCACCUGGAUUCGGAAUAACGUUGAUCGCCGAAUCGACAACAGGUGUGAGGUAUGCGAUUGAUGUUGCCUCAUCUGUUCCCGGCUCCGGCCGUCCUCCUUCUGUGCCGGAAGAUCUUGGAGAAAAAGCAGCAGAUCUGCUUCUAGAGGAAAUCUAUCGGGGAGGUUGUGUGGGGAUGGUUAACCAAAGUCUGGCUUUGCUGUUGAUGGCAUUAGGCCAGAGCGAUGUAUCUAAAGUGGAGAUGGGUUCGUUGUCGCCCUUCUCAAUUCAGUUUCUUCGUUAUUUGAGGGAUUUUUUUGGAGUUGUUUUUCGAAUAUCACAGGAGACCGACGGAGCUAAGAGCGACGGUUGUGCGAUUUUUACGUGUGUGGGAAUAGGUUAUUCAAAUAUAAACAAGACUGUAGCAUAAGUUUGUCUAACCGCUGCAUGUACUCUGUACUGUAACGAGCGCUGAAUGCUUUAAUGUUGUGCUAUGUGAAACCUUGAAUGUUUUUUUACUGGGUUUAGCUGUUUAUGAACCGCAAACUGAAAAACCUGUCUACUCAAGUCUGGAAUACAGUGGCUAGGUUAAGCCUUGUGGUAACGUGAACAUUAAAAGCAUAGAC